Messenger RNA from Prorocentrum cordatum, 1764 nucleotides. The record is from the annotation of a GenBank genome assembly. NCBI's taxonomy places the organism in Eukaryota, Dinophyceae, Prorocentrales, Prorocentraceae.
GGGCUCAAGCUGUCAUCUGAAGUCUCGACGUGCUGCCGACCGACGUCCCUCUGGCAGGCGCCGUCGCCCCCCCCCAGUGGCGCGAUGACAGGAUCGCAGUUUCCGGGCGGCAUGAUGGGAGGCUGCGGCAUGGCGCCGGGCCAGAUGCAGAUGAUGCAGCAGCAGCAGAUGCAGCCGCAGUACCAGGCUUGGGAACAGCCGUCUUACGGCAUGCAGAUGGGCGGGUAUCAGCAGGGAGGAUGUGGAGGGUACCCCGCGGCAGGCCCUUCUGGAGGCUUCCCGAGCAUGCAGGACUUGGCCAAGGACACCACCUCGGGUGGAAGCGCGGCUACGGUUCAGGACAACGAGGUGAAGGUCAUCGACCCACGGGGGCAGCUGGUGCACAAUCACAUGCGUUUCGCCACCUUCCAGGAGGUGCCCUUCCCCUCCAGCAUUAAGGACCGCCUGCUGCAGGCUGGCUUCCCUGCGCCCUCGCAGGUCCAGCAGUAUUGCUGGCCCUUGGCGGUGCAGCAGUACGACGUGAUUGGCGUCGCGGCGACGGGCAGUGGCAAGACCUUGGGGUUCCUCCUGCCCUGCUUCACCUGGAUGCUGGAGAAGCGCGUCUCGGACCGGGAUCCGUCCAUGCUGGUGCUGGCGCCCACGCGCGAGCUGGCGGUCCAGAUCCAGGACGAGUCCCAGAAGUUCGGCAGCUCCAGCGGCCUGCGCACGACUUGCUGUUACGGGGGCGCCCCCAAGCACGAGCAGCUCCGCGAGUUGCGCUCGGGAGUCCACGGCAUCAUCGGAACCCCCGGGCGCGUAAACGACUUCUUGGAGGGCGGUCAGCUGCGCCUGGAGCGGGUGGAGAAGCUCGUGCUGGACGAGGCGGACCGCAUGCUCGACAUGGGCUUCGAGCCGCAGAUCCGCAAGAUCCUGGCCAAGAUUCCUCGGCAGCGCCAGACGCUAUUCUUCACCGCCACCUGGCCCGCGAGCAUCCGUCGCCUCGCCAGCGAGUUCUUGCGCGAUGCCUUCCAGGUCCAGAUCGGCAACCGGGACGAGCUGAAGGGCAAUCAGGACAUCACGCAGAUCAUCAAGCCUUGCAGCGCGCACAACAAGAACACGAUGCUGAUGGACGUCCUGCGCCAGGCGGGGGUGGCGGACCGCGCAAACGCGGCGGCCAAGGGCAUCGUGUUCUGCAGCACGAAGCGCAUGUGUGACCAGCUCUCCCGCGAUCUGAGCCAGAAGGGUGUGCCAUGCGCCGCCAUCCACGGAGACAAGGGCCAGCGGGAGCGGGAACAGGCGCUCGGUGACCUCAAGGAGGCGCGCAUCAAGCUGCUGGUGGCCACCGACGUCGCGGCACGAGGCCUAGACAUCAAGGGCAUCACGCUGGUGGUCAACUACGACGUGCCUUCGAACACCGAGGACUACGUGCACCGCAUCGGCCGUACUGGGCGCGCGGGGCAGAAGGGCUACGCGGUGGCCCUGAUUUCGGACCGCGACGCGCACGCGCUGCGGGGCAUAAUAGAAGUGAUGAAGCGCACGAACCAGGAGGUCACGCCGGAGAUCGAGCGCAUGGCCGCGAACGCCGGGCCGCCGCCGCCGUCUGGUCGCGCGCUGCGCAAGGGCGGGGGCAAGGGCGGCGGCGGCGGCGGCGGCUCCUUCGGCGGCUCCUUCGGCGGGGGCGGCGGGCGCGGCAGGAGCCGCAGUUAUGACAGGAGCCGCAGGCGCAGCCGCAGCCGCAGUCGCGGGCGACGCUGAGGAAUGGCCCAGAGGAGGAGGAGGAGGAGG